GUCAUAUUUUGAAAUAUGGCCGUUGUGCCUCUCAGCUCUCUCACUCUAUAUCUUUCCCUUUCCACUCCCCAUUUCUCUCCAAACAAAUCCACCAUUUCUGAGCUUCCAAAACUCAAUUACUCACAUACCCCCAUUUGCCUAAAACCUCUCCAAAUCAACUUUAGUUUAUCGAAAUCAGCUGAAUUUGUCAAAAAUCCUCAAAUGGGUAUGCACACCAUCACUAUGGGCACAGUGACUGAUUCCCACUACCACACCCACAAGGUCUUCCUCUUCUGCAAUUACAUUCUCCUUGGUGCAGCCUCCAGUUGCAUCUUCCUCACUCUUUCUCUCCGGCUCUUCCCGUCUAUAUGCGGCUUCUUCCUAAUCCUCCUCCACAUUUUCACCAUAGCCGGAGCGGUCUUCGGCUGUGCAGCAGCCGGCUCAUCGGGGCCUAGCCGGUGGUAUGCAGCUCACAUGGUGGCAACAGUGCUCACUGCGAUAUUCCAAGGCUCGGUUUCUGUGCUGAUCUUCACGAGAACCGGGGAUUUCCUUGGCCAAUUGAAGUCCUAUGUGAGGGAAGAUGAUGGUGCUGUGAUACUGAAGUUGGCUGGUGGGUUGUGUGUGUUGAUCUUUUGCUUGGAGUGGGUUGUCUUGACACUUGCAUUUUUCUUGAAGUAUUAUGCUUAUGUUGAAAGUGAUAAUGUUGGGGCUAAUAGCUAUGCAAUGAGGAAGAGUUCCAAGGUGGGAGUCGUGGGACAAGAGGAGGACUUGAAAAAUUGGCCAUGGCCAUUCCAAGUCUAAAUUGAUUGAUACUUUGGUUUGAAUGAACUUUUUUGUGGUCAUGGGCAUUGUCGUGCCACCACUGUGCACUGUGCCAUCUCUAAUCUGCGACAGGAUAUUUCAUUAUUUGUUGAUUCAUUGGAGUGUGAACUAUUAUUUAUUAUAUUCUGAUAAUGUGUUUAUCUUGUAUCAGUCUUUUUUUGUUUUACCUAUAUGAAUAUUUAUAUAUAUGGGAUUGGCCUACAAAACUGUAUUUCGUUUUGAA
Quercus robur (English oak) is the source of this 1024-nucleotide messenger RNA. RefSeq lists its product as uncharacterized. The record is from RefSeq and is a predicted model, not a curated record. The transcript has a single exon. Bases 16 to 780 code for a protein of 254 amino acids. NCBI's taxonomy places the organism in Eukaryota, Viridiplantae, Streptophyta, Magnoliopsida, Fagales, Fagaceae.